Molecule: messenger RNA, 363 nt
Organism: Colletotrichum abscissum
Lineage: Eukaryota; Fungi; Ascomycota; Sordariomycetes; Glomerellales; Glomerellaceae
Exons: 1
Coding region: 1-363 (120 amino acids)
Source: RefSeq, a predicted model, not a curated record
AUGCUACAGAAAAUCAUCACCAAGUCGCCGCUGAGAUUGCUCACUCCGACAUCAAGACGCGUGUCGGCCGCGUCGGGUAAAACAAACGCGCUCAAUCUCUCAACGCGUCUCAGUACCGCCUCGCCACACACCGCAACUUCCAAGACGACCGCUCGUAAAGAUACAGUAGAAACGAAAUCGCCCGCCAAUGCCAAUGCACAGUCGGAAAAGAGGAAGAAGACUAUAGCAGAGCAGGAUGAGGAGCUUCGAUUGAAGCUCGAGGGCAUCUCAGGAGACGGCGGCGCAUCUGGGGUUGAGUACGAAGGCGGAAAGGCCGAAGGAUUGAAAAGAGGUGUCAAAGAAAACAUGUUCCGGGUCAUAUAA